AUGUCGGACGCGACCCUCUUUCUUCCAGACCACUCCCCUGGCCCAAAAGACGAUGCAGAACACAGCAACGAUGCAAUACCCGAUGCCGAAGUCAAUGUUAUGAAAGAUGCCCAGGUCAAGGCUAAGAGCGGCUUGGAACCUAGGAGCAAAGAGAAACUUAAGGGCAAUACGGAACCUCGGAGCGAUGGGAAACCUCGGAGCGACACGAAGCCCAGGGGCGGACGGACGGCAAAGUCAAUGAAGCCGACACCCAAGAAAACUUCCUCUAAAGCUCAAUCGAAGGCUGGGACACCUUCAAGCAGGAAGACGUCAGCCAAACAAGGAAAGCCCACCGAUAGCGAGAAGCCGGUCGACUCCCAACCAGCACCCGAGGUUAUAAAGCAGGUUUUUGAGUCUCUGAAGAAGCUCGAGCACAGCUACGCCUCCAUCAACAGUAGGCUGUCGAAUAUCAAAGAAGGCACCACGGAAGCGACUGCCGAAGGAGCCAAAGCAGGUUCUGGGAAGAAGGGAGAAUUGGACGCAUUCGUGGCGAAACAGAGCGACAAGUUGGGUGGGAAGCUCAAGAUGAUUUCUGGCACUCUGGACGUUCUGAAGAGCGUCUUGCGCUCGCAGUCAAUACCCCUCGACCACCUCGCAAAGAGGCCAAGUGCCACGAAAUCGUCGGGCACCACAUCAGGUGACACUGCUAGGCCCAAAGGCCAAUCUCGGCAAGCUCAAUCUCAGUCCGUACCGCGUGGAAAGGCCAGGAAGGAUGAGAUGCGGGUAAAGGUGCGAAAGGUUCUGCUUGGUGAGGAACGAAAGCCGAUACCUCAAGAUCCAGUGAAAGCCUCGUGGACGUCACUUGAGAAUCGCCUCACUGGCGUUGACAAGGCUCCACUAGUUUUGGCGGCAGCGGCCGCUGGUACAUCAGCUCUUGGCGCAGCUCGUUCUGCCGCCGAUACAGCGACCGACGCAACGGCUGCGAACGAGACAGCGAAGAACGACAGCGAAGCACCCCCAACCAAGCCCAAGAGGACCAAGAAAUCCGAAAAGCCUCUUGUCAAUGUGAAGAGAGUGCAUGCGGAGAGUCUUCGCUUAGUGCCCGUCGAAAUACCAGACACUCCCGAGGUGCCAAAACUCGCUUACGGCCUGGACAGAGUCUUGUUCAACCCUGGAGUAUACCAUAUGCAGGAUCCCCGCUCGCGAGUCUUCAACUUUGAUCCUUACCUCGGCGAUAUUAUGCCGAUCAGCGAGUUCGACUUCAAUGCGCUCCAGAAAUAUGUCACCUCUUCAAAGGAUAGCACCUUGAUCUCGCUUGCGGCCAAGCUGGGUAGGAAGUACACCGGCUCAACAUCAAGCAUGACUCAAACGCUGUCCCAUUUCCACUUCUUGCUUUCUGCGUGGCGGCCUAUCAACCCUGACAACAUGAGUCGCCAGUUCACGCCCGAGUAUUCGAGCUUCACUGCCAUCUCUCGUGCGCCAGCUGCCUCCUUCCUCCAUUUCAAUGAAGGUGUGUACGCAAUAGAUGCAGACAAGGAGUACGACUCUGCCAGUAUUCUGAGUAUGCUCGGAAAGUCAAUGGAGAAGCAGUUGACGCUGCCGCGAGAAGAGUUCGAAAAGUAUCGCCGUGCCAAUUCCGAUCAGAUCACCGAGGAGGAGCGUAAUGCUGCAGAAGCCUUCCAUUACACCACCAUGGGCGAUUUCCUUAUGCGUUCUCAACUGGAUGCGUAUGAUCCAAGGUUACCAGGAUCUGGAAUGUUUGAUCUGAAGACGAGAGCUGUAGUCUCAAUCCGCAUGGACGCUCAGCAAUUCCACAAAGGACUUGGCUAUGAGAUCCGCCGCCGUUAUGGCCAGUGGGAGUCUUUCGAGCGCGAAUACUUCGACAUGAUCAGAUCUGCAUUCCUCAAGUAUUCCUUGCAAGUGCGAAUGGGCCGUAUGGAUGGAAUCUUCGUUGCCUUCCAUAACACACAACGCAUCUUCGGUUUCCAGUACAUUCCAAUCAACGAGAUGGACCAAGCCAUUCACGGAACCUUUUACCGAAAUCUCGGCGACCAAGAAUUCAAGCUCAGCCUUCACCUCCUGAACAAGGUCCUCGAUCGCGCGACAGAACGAUUCCCUGGCCGAUCCAUCCGACUUCAUGUGGAAACGCGACCUACUGACCCUCCUUUUAUGUACGUUUUCGCAAAGCCUGUUACAAAGGAAGAUAUCGACAAGGUCCAAACGCGCAACCAAGCUGCUGUCAGAGAGUUCGAGGAGCAGAUCCUUGGCAUGGCCUCAGAGGAGUCAUCGGAACCCGAGAUGCAAGACUCGGAAGUCGAGCGAUCAGUUGGCCAAGAAGAAGACGAGGAAGCUGUUAGCGUCGAUGUGUCCAGUCCAGAGUCUAGUAGCCAAGUAUGGCAGACGCAAGCAUUCUGGGAAGAAAUGCAGGAGAAGGUCAAUGAGGCAGUGGAAGACGAUGCCCUCGGCAUUGGCCAUGUACGGGAGGCAAUCCACGACGCACUGGAGCAAAGUGCAUUGCUGAAGGCGAGAACACCUGAAGAAGCUCGCUGGUAUGUCGACGGCCUUUUGGAGGCCCUUACGCGUAACCAAGCCAGCGAGGCACAGGAUAUUGAUGGAAAGGAUAACCAGACAGAUGCGAUGUCUGCGAGCGACAUUGACACCCCAUCGGCCGAUGUUGCUCAGGCUUUUGAAUCGAGCACAGCGCAAGAAGCUGUGCCAGCCGCUAGCGAGGGAACUGAGUCGGUUCAAGAGACAGACAAAGGGUCAUCACUACAGCGCAGCUCUCGAAAUCUCGGUCUGAAGGAUUUGAUUCUCCGCGUUGCUUCAAAUGUCGACGAGAAUCUCGACGUAGAGGAAACCACCGACAUUCCUGGAGACGACGCUACUUCCGACGUCUCCAAACUCCGAACGUUCGAGCGUAUUCUCUCUAAGCUGGUUGCCGAGUCGAAGCAGUCGGAAAUCAAGACGAACCCUCAGGCUUCAGACAUGGAGGAAGCAACGACUGAAAUGUUUGAGGAUCUUAACCCCAGUAUCAGCCAGACGGCAGCCUCAACCGAGUCUCCCAAGGAUUCUGAGGGCAAAGAAGCCCAAGUAGACGAGACCCCUGAGCUUGAUAUCGUUGAUAACGAGCUUCUUGGAAUGGUCUUGACUGUGCGGAACAGGGUAAAUGGAGAAUACGCCCCGCGGCCCGAUCCCAAGGCUGGCGUUUCGGGGUGGACCGUGGAGUAUUCCAUUGAAGAACUUCCUGCGGGUCGUGCCGAGCAUCUGUAUAAAGCAGUUCAGGUGCGACGCAAGAAGGCGCUUUCAAACGACAAGGAUGCGAAAGGGCCUGACCCGUGGUACCAGAUGUUUUCUGGCAAGCUGGAGCAGAUGAGCAAGAGGGGCAGGAAAUUCCGUGCGAAAAUGGAAGAGACGGCCAAGGAGCACCCCGUCCAUGUUUUCGGCAUGGAUGAUCCCGUUACCUAUGAUGAGGCUUUCGGGCACAGGGCACAGUGGAAGACGGUAUCUUGGGAUGAAACGACAGACGAGCUGCGAGAGGACGAUUUGGAUGAGGAGACCUUGAAGGAAGAUAUCUUCCAGGAGAACAAGUUGAAUGAAGCCGAGCUGAAGGAGAGCCAGCCGAAGGAGGACGAAUUGAAGAAUAAUGAGCCGCAAGAGAGCGAGCCAAAGAAGGAGGAGCUGCAAGAGGACAAGCCGCGAGACUCAUAA
Molecule: messenger RNA, 3687 nt
Organism: Colletotrichum abscissum
Lineage: Eukaryota; Fungi; Ascomycota; Sordariomycetes; Glomerellales; Glomerellaceae
Exons: 2
Coding region: 1-3687 (1228 amino acids)
Biological process (GO): mitochondrial RNA 5'-end processing
Cellular component (GO): mitochondrial envelope; mitochondrion
Source: RefSeq, a predicted model, not a curated record